UUGUUUUUAUCAUGGUUCAUUGAAAUUGUGUAUAAGCUGUAUAAAUUUGUUUAUUUUCAAUAGAAAAGAUGACGAACUUUGAGGUUCUUUUACAGAAUGAUGAAUUACAUUAUUCGAAUUGUAAGGGUCAAAGUAAUCUGCCAGUUUUCAUUAUUCGUUUUUAAUGGAUAAAUGCAAGUCUAGUUCGAGCUCCUAAUGAAAUAAUACUACCUGAAUUCUUUAGUGAGAACGGUGUCAAUAAACUCUACUGAGGUGUGCCAUAAGUACGUAAAUUAUAUUUGUGAAAGCGAAAAUUAAUAGGAGUAUUACUUAACAGUUGUUCGCAUUUCAAUCAGUGAAUGGAAAAAGCUAACAAUUCGAUUGAAACCAAGUAAAUAUGUGCAAAUUUCCUUAACCAUAUAAAGUUCUCCCUUCCGAAUAUUCUAGUGAAUGUUACUAGUCUAGUGGAUGUGGUACGGACCAGGUAGCACGAUGCCCCAGAGUGGGAUUAGUUGAGACAGUGGAAACAACAUGGCCGCCGAGAUGAGGUCCCCCAAUAUAUCAGUCACUCCAAUCAAUAUGGAGGUUUAUCACCAGCAUGUCCCCUCCUCGUCUUCAGGGGAACCACCACCGGAUGUCGCAGAUGCGGAAGUUGCCCGUAUCGAGUUCCAUAGUGCCUCCGUGAACAUGCGCAGUAAAAAUAAAGAAGACGAUGGGGAUCGUCCACCGCGGCCGAUGUCUUGGGAGGGGGAGUUGUCGGACAACGAAAGAGAUAUGUGCGUGGAUGAAGAGUCUAUAGAUCAGAUACCAGAAAACCUUUCCAUACCCCAGCAAACAAAACAAACAUCAACGAUCAUCUUAGAUUCUAAGGACAGCCCUAUACUAAGGAUGAAGCAACCUCCUAUGGGCAACUAUUCACUUCAUAGCACCCCCAGUCAUUCGCCCCUCCUAGGACAACGUCACCCCAUCACCGGUGUUCCGAUGAUAAGCCAUAAAGACAUGAUGCACAAAGCUCUCAACGUUCCACCUACCCCGAGUCCCGACUCUGCUAUUCAUUCCGCCUACAGUGUGUUCAGUUCGCCAAAUCAGAGUCCCCUUACUCAAAGACACAUAAACUUAACCCCAAACUUGAGUCGGAACAAUAGUGAUGCAUCGCAUUCCAGUUGUUGCAGCUAUUCUAGUGUUUCGGUAUCAGUGUCGCCCACGCAACAGUUUUCACCAACUCAUAGUCCGAUACAGGGUCGUCAUAUGCACAACAUCCAUGGUAGCCCACUCCAUCACAACGUACUUUAUCGAAGUCUUCAAGAAGAUUCACCCUCGCCUUAUUCGAACGAUAACGAUGGCCUGGAUGAAGUAGAAGAAAAGACUGGCCUAAUCCACACCUCACUGCCCGCUCAACCAGGCAUCUCAAGACAGCAACUCAUCAACAGCCCCUGUCCCAUAUGCGGCGACAAGAUAUCUGGUUUUCACUACGGUAUUUUCAGCUGUGAAUCGUGUAAAGGUUUCUUCAAGAGAACAGUGCAAAACCGAAAGAACUACGUUUGUCUGAGAGGCGCUUCUUGUCCAGUUACAGUGGCUACCAGAAAAAAAUGUCCAGCGUGCAGGUUCGAGAAGUGCUUGCAAUGUGGCAUGAAACUGGAAGCCAUCAGAGAAGACAGGACCAGGGGUGGUCGCUCAACAUACCAGUGUUCAUAUUCUCUUCCACCGUCGUUAACAAAUCACUCCGACUUCAGGAAUAGUUCCUCGGAUAUGAGACAUACUAUGAAUGACCAUUCUUUAACUGUUAAAUUAGAACCUUCAGAAUUUAGUCAUUCUCACCAUCGGCGAAGUGCAAUCCCAGGCUCAAAAGGAGUCCCACCAUUAUUGCAGGAAAUAAUGGAUGUGGAGCACCUUUGGCAUUAUAAUGAAACUGAACUUCAAAAACUCAACACUGAAGGACACUUGGGCAAGGAGAGCGGAAGUGGCGCAGUACAUAAUUUGGCCAAUCAUCCUCUUCUAGCUGGUACAGCUAUAGCUUCAUCUGAAACCAGUCCUGACUUUGUUGCUAAUCUUUGCCAUAUAGCUGAUCAUAGACUGUACAAAAUAGUCAAAUGGUGCAAAAGUUUGCCAUUAUUUAAAAAUAUUUCGAUUGAUGAUCAAAUUUGUCUUCUCAUAAAUUCAUGGUGUGAGUUACUCUUAUUCUCUUGCUGUUUUCGAUCAAUGUCAACUCCAGGAGAAAUAAGAGUGUCACUUGGAAAAAGUAUCACUUUAAACCAAGCUAGGGAAAUGGGUAUGCAACCGUGUAUAGAAAGAAUGCUGAAUUUUACUGAACAACUUAGGAGGCUAAGGGUAGACCAAUAUGAGUAUAUUGCAAUGAAAGUUAUUCUACUUUUAACUUCUGAUACUUCUGAAUUGAAAGAAGCUGAAAAGGUUAGAAUAUCUCAAGAGAAAGCAUUGAAAGCUUUACAAGAUUAUACCCUAAUUCAUUAUCCAGAAAGUCCUUCUAAAUUUGGGGAGUUAUUACUUCGAAUACCUGAACUACAACGAACCUGUCAGGUUGGGAAAGAAAUGCUAACUAUAAAAUCAAAAGAUGGAGAAGGACCUAGCUUCAACUUAUUGAUGGAGCUUCUACGUGGGGACCACUAAACAGUGCCUUAUAAGCUUAGGUGGUGGGGUCAUAUUUACAGACAGUAUUGCUUAUUACUAGUUGCUUUAAGUGAAACUAUUUCGUACUUAGUUAGGAUAGUGCUGGACACUUGCCUUUCCCUAUGAUCUAUGAAAGGGGAUGAAUUUAUAAACACCAAGAACAUCGAAACGGUGCAUAUUUAUUAUGUAUUUAUAAAAUUGCCACAGACUGAAUGUUGAUAAUUACUUAUGAACAACUCCAAUUUUAAAACUCGUAUCAAGUUGUUGAACAUUAUAUUUAAUCAUCAGAUGUGAAAAUAUAAACAAUCAUUAUUAUAAAAAAUGUUUCGGAUACUUUAAUAUUAGAUCUCAAUUUGAAUAAUUAGCUUUUUGUUGUUUUUGAAUGAUCAUUAUAUGCUCAUUAAUAUUGAAAGUUGCCAUAUUGGAGCUCAUUAGUAUUGAUUAAUUUACUUGAUUCGUUUUCUCAAAUAAUUUGUUUCUGAAAUGAGAUUAUAUUCGGAUUCAAUAUAUCUUGGAAUAAAGUCAAAAUAAUGAAGAAGUAUUUCAACAUUUUUGGAAAAUCUGAUCAUUUCAGUUACAUGGUUUUACCUUGGUUUAAUGAGAACCUUGAUGCAAUAAAAUGUACGAAAAUCAUUCCAAUAGCAUGACAAGGAGAAUGUUUUCAAACUGCAAAUAUUUCUAUCAAAUGAAAAUUGUUUUUUCAAUUAUAUAUAGAUAUAGAAAAUAUCUCAUUGAACUAUUGUUGUAAAUAGUUCUACACUGACAAUUUUCUUAAUUUAUUUACAUUUAAGUAGAAUGAAAAUCCUUAUUUUUAUAGUUUACUACACUUAUAUAUAUAUGAAACUGGGAACAAGUUUAUCCUAUACUUGUACGGUAUCAAUCACAAAAAUUGGGGAUAAAUCGUUGCAUCAGUAUUAUAGUCAAUGUGUUUUAUACUUUUAUAAACGAAAUGCUGUUCAAUGUUGUCGUCAAUUGUCAAUUUUUGCAAGAAUUCUAGAAAUUGAAUAUCUAUAAGAUAUUAUUGAUUUGUAGAUAAAAUUUUUCCAUUUCUUCCAAACUAAAUGAAUUACUUCAUUGAGCGCUUUGUCAUGAAGAGUUAGAGAGGAUGAUUUUUGUAGAGAUACGUCUUGAAAUUCUUCAAUGAAUUGAAUAAAAAUGUACCUUGUUAUCCAUAUUCAUCCUAUCACAAUACAGGGUGUCCAAAUUUAUGUGCCCAGUGAUUGUAUCACUUGUACUUAAGGAUGUUAAAAUUUUCAUGUUGAUAUUAUUCGUACUAUGUAAAUUAGUCAUAAAUUUUUUUUAUAGAACAAUUCGAAAAAUUAAUUAUUACAUUCACAGAAUGUUUACAGUUACAGUUUUCGUCUUAAAAAAUCGUUGAAUUUUUAUUUGAGUUUAGAUUCUGCUACUUUUUAAAGAGUUUGCAAGUUAAAAUCUUGGAUCUGUUUUGUUUGAAUGUUAUGCAAAUAAUUUGUUGUUAAAUCCAGUGUCAAUAUUUAAUAAAUUAUAAGACUUUAAGGGAGGCCUUCAAUGGCUGCAUCAAAUGCAGUAUUAGCCCUUUUUACUUUUGUAUUUAAUUUUGUUAGUGAUUUAUACGAAAUGUAAUAAAUUAUAUUGAUGAA
Messenger RNA from Harmonia axyridis, 4223 nucleotides. RefSeq names its product nuclear hormone receptor FTZ-F1 beta (gene Hr39). The coding region runs from base 511 to 2604 and encodes 697 amino acids. Lineage: Eukaryota; Metazoa; Arthropoda; Insecta; Coleoptera; Coccinellidae. Gene Ontology annotation, molecular function: zinc ion binding; RNA polymerase II cis-regulatory region sequence-specific DNA binding; nuclear receptor activity. Gene Ontology annotation, biological process: regulation of transcription by RNA polymerase II; tissue development; hormone-mediated signaling pathway. The transcript is spliced from 10 exons. Gene Ontology annotation, cellular component: RNA polymerase II transcription regulator complex. The record is from RefSeq and is a predicted model, not a curated record.